UUAUUUAUUUCUCAGUUUCAAACGCGUAGUUUGAAUUGAUUUCAAGGAGAGUUUACCAAAUCCCAGGCGCCUUUAAAAUUUGAAUAUUGCGUGACCGAAGCACUAUCCAAACAUCCAAUAUGGCGACUGCAUCAAAAACAACGGUUCGUGAUCUCGGUAACUUACAGUGACUUCCAAAGGAAGAGAAAACCUUCUUAACAAAGGACCUAAAAAACAGGAGUUUGUUUCCAGCUCUGCCAGAGCCAGAUGAAGAUGACUGGCUGUCGUCGCACUCUGAAAUGAAAGAGACGCAUGAUUCUUGGUGGCAAAGAUUUCAAUCUGUCAUUUCGCCCGUCAGAGAGAGGAAGAAAAAAAUAUAUCUUGUGCCUCUGGGAGAAAAAUGGGCGACCUCUGAAGUAGAACUGGAUAAAAUUGGCACUAAAGAAAGCUUUUUAUCGCUUCUACAACGAUUUGCGAGUGUAUUUUUCACCGGUUUUCAAGUUGUUGUCCUUUCGUCUGUUUCCAUAGCGGAACUGAAGUGUAAGACACGACGGCAUGGCGGACAUAGGCAGCUAUUAAUUCCAGAUAUCUAUAAAUACCUCCAAAGUAAAUGGCCUUCUGACGCUUUCUGCGUUGUGGGGAUCACAAUGAUGGAUUUGUACCCGAGGGAGAGCUGGAAUUAUGUGUUCGGACAGGCCUUACCUUCAGCCGGUGUCGGAGUGUUCAGUUUUGCAAGAUACGAUCCACUCUUUCACGAAAAAGAUAGCACGAAAGCCUUGUCAUCCAACACGAGUACCCUUGUGUUGUGGAGAAGUUGUAAGGUAUAUUAGAUCUUUAGCCCCUAAAAUUUACUAACAUCUAA
This is a messenger RNA of Pocillopora damicornis (cauliflower coral), 841 nucleotides long. Its product is annotated as archaemetzincin-2-like. NCBI's taxonomy places the organism in Eukaryota, Metazoa, Cnidaria, Anthozoa, Scleractinia, Pocilloporidae. The record is from RefSeq and is a predicted model, not a curated record. Gene Ontology annotation, biological process: proteolysis. Gene Ontology annotation, molecular function: metallopeptidase activity.